This is a messenger RNA of Betta splendens (Siamese fighting fish), 1584 nucleotides long. RefSeq lists its product as uncharacterized. Lineage: Eukaryota; Metazoa; Chordata; Actinopteri; Anabantiformes; Osphronemidae. Bases 176 to 781 code for a protein of 201 amino acids. The record is from RefSeq and is a predicted model, not a curated record. The transcript is spliced from 6 exons.
GGAUCACACAUUUAACUAAAAACAGUCUUUUAACAUCUGUAACAACUAACUCACGUUGUCUCUGCUGUUUGUUUCAGGCUGGAUCUCUGUCUCAGUGGCUCAGUCUCAGAUUGUGAAGGUCCAGCCUGGUCAAAGUGUCACACUGAGCUUUCCGAAACCGACUACUGACACUGUGAUGACCUGGUCCAGACUGAUCAAUAAAACCACAGCCAGCUGCAUCUGUUAUAAGAUUAAACAAAACAAGGAAACUCAAUUCUGUGAUGGAUUUAAUGAUACAACCAUUGAAAUGGGAGUCGACAGCAAUAAUAUUGUGUUUCUCACAAUGAAAAGGGUUCAUUUAUCCGACUCUGGAAUCUAUUUCUGUGAUUUUUACAAUGGAGGAAAAAGCACUUACGAUGUGAUACAGUUAAAUGUUGAAGGCAGUAACGAAACUCAGCACGUCAUGAACACAGAGUGUAAAACAGGCCGUGAGGAAACUCAGGACGACCUGAACACAGAGUCUAAAAAAUGGAAUAAACCUAAAGAAACAACAUAUGUGAUGAGCUUGACCCUCGGUGGUCUGACUGUUUUCCUUCUCGUGGUCGUCACUGUUCUGGUUGUUUCACUCAUAAAACUUCAAGCAGCUUCUGGUGAAAAACAGGAUCCACAACAAAAUGAGAAUGUGGACUGUGACGACCUGAAGGCUGCAGCACUGAGUGUGUUUUCACCAGCAGUAAGAAGCAGGAGACCUGCAUCACAGAGACAAGUGGAGACUCAUGUUACUUACGCUGCCAGCAGAUAGACUCACAGAGCAACUGCUGCUCUUAUCAGACUGAUCUACUGCUGUGUUCUGAUGGGAACUUACUGAAACUAGGGAGAAAUGAGUGAGUGAACAUACAGACGUGGUUCAGGUCAUGAUCCUCUCAUGUCUCACUCCAUCCUCCUAUUAUGACCUGACUUUGGUGACAGACUGAUGAAGGUCUGCAGCAGAGCAGGGCUGAGUGAGACACACAUCACUAGUUUGACAUAAAGAGACAAUACGAUGUAGAAAAACAAUGAGGCCUGUGAACUUGAUAAAAAAGUCUGAAAUGAACCAGAAAACUAUGUCUGACUUUGUUGUGAAAUUCAAAAUCUCCAUUUGCACAUUAGUAUAUUUGCCGUGUGACCUGAUGUUAAUGAGCUAUGAGUUAUAAAAUGGCUGAUGGUGUAUUUAUAAAAGCAAUGACAUAUACAUUGUUGAAGUUUACACUGCAGUGGAAAGCAGAAGUGUUAGUAUUAGUGGCGUGUCUGAUUCUGUAUCUUCACACUUCUCAAACCGACACAUGACUAAUUUAUCUCCACUUAUUGUAAACACAUCUACAAAACCUGUGAAACGUCUGAUGCGGCUCAACGACUCUUUAGUCUCAUGAAAAAAAUGACGUUUAACACAUCACCGAACCUAGUGAAGAAACCUAAUACUUUAACUUUUAUUUUCCAUUUGAAGCUGUAAUAAUUAAAAUUAAAUAGAAAAGUAUUUACAAGUACUAGACUACGAAUAAAACUACAGUAUGUACUGUACCAGUAACCAUCUAGUUUCACUAGUUUCUAGUUUCACCUGUCUACCUG